This is a messenger RNA of Rotaria sordida, 1536 nucleotides long. The record is from the annotation of a GenBank genome assembly. Lineage: Eukaryota; Metazoa; Rotifera; Eurotatoria; Philodinida; Philodinidae.
AUGUCUGAAAUCAAUUGGAAAAUAUUUGAUACUGUAGCUAAUUUGAUGAUAUUAGCUGAACAAAUAGCUAUUAUUGUUGCGAAUUCACAUUGUCAACCACCAAUUUCUAUUAUACCAACACAAAAUACAAUAGAAAAUAAUGCUGAUCAUUGUACACAUAUUAUUCAAACAGCUUUAUCUUCAUAUAAUCAACAACAAGAAUUAAUUAAUGAUAUUUGCCUUUUUUCUAUGACAUAUGCUCAAAUAGCUGAACGUGAUUAUCGACUUUUUUUUAAACAUUUUCGUAAUGAAAGAAUAUUUAAUGGUGUAAAUGUAAUCAAUCAUACUCGAAUACCACAUCCAUUAACUAAUGCUCGUUCAGUAUCUAUAUUAAUUGUUGGUGGAGGUAUUAGUGGUAUGGUGACAGCAUUAAGUUUUGCUCGAGCAGGUAUACCAGUUCGAUUAUUUGAAAAAAAGACUGAAUUUGGUGAAAUUGGUGCUGGUAUGCAAUUGGCACCAAAUUGUAGUCGUAUACUUGAUCGUCUUGAUGUUUUAAAACAAGUACAAGCUAAUGCUUUUUUUCCUAAACAAAUUGUAUGGAUGGAUGCUUUAACUGGUCAACGUCUUACAUGUAUUGAUUUAGGUGCUAAAUUCAUUGAAACAUUUGGUUAUCCAUAUAUAGUUGUACAUCGAGCUGAUCUUUUUAAUGCAAUUUAUCAAGCAUGUUUAGCAAAUUCAAUGAUAACAAUGGAAACAGAUCGUACAGUAACAAGUGUUGAUGAACGACCAAAAUCAAUAAUGGUUGAAUGUGCAGAUGGAAUGCGUUAUGAUUGUAAUAUGGUAAUUGCAGCUGAUGGUCUUUGGUCAUCAUUAAGAAAAUUUGUUUGUGAUGAUGGUGCACCAAUUAGUGCUGGUUAUGUUACUUAUCGAGGUACAAUAGAUAUUAAACAAGUUUCAAAAGAAGCUGGUCUUGAAAAUGUUCAAUUUUGGAUUGGACCUGAUAUACAUUUAGUACAGUAUCCUAUUCGACGAGGAGAAUCAUAUAAUCAAGCAGCUAUAUUUAAGUCAAAAAAGAUACCUGAUGAUACAGAUGAAUGGGGAACAAAAGAAGAACUUAAUCAGCGAUUUAGUAUUGGAUGUAAACAUGUUAAAAAUGCUUUAAAAUCAAUUCAAACUAAUUUUCGAUUGCCUGUUUAUGAUCGUAAUCCAUUAUCAAAAUGGAGUCGUGGUCGAUUAGUAUUAUUAGGUGAUGCAGCUCAUCCAAUGUUACAAUAUGCUGGUCAAGGUGCUGCACAAGCAUUAGAAGAUGCUGAUGUACUUGUGACUGCUUAUAAAAAAUAUGGACCAUUAAAAAUUGAUUCUGUAUUUCGAGAAUAUGAACAAAAACGAAUACCUCAUUCAUCAAAAGUUGUUCAAUUUGCACGUGAUAUUGGUACUUUUGCACAUUGUGAUGGCGUAGCAAAAAUUGUUCGUGAUAAAAUAUUAAAAGAACAUGAUAUUUAUGAUUAUGAAUUUUUGAAAUGGAUAUAUGAAGAUCAUCAAAAAGAUAGAAAAUAA